AUGAUGAACCGCAGGUCGUGUCAGCUGGUCGAGGCGGUGUGCAGCGGGGCGACGUUUGAAGGUAUAAAAUGGUCUGCUAUUUCUAGAAAAUUUCGUGGCACCUUUUUGAGCAGAUUCCCCGGGGGGAUAUCCCGGAGGAAUUUCUUCUUCUUCAAAAAGGAGAGUGACAAAAUAGGAGAAACAACAAAUUUGCUGGCAAAACUGAAUUUAAAAAAAUUCAUAAAAAAAGGAAGAAAUGGGGAAGGGAUAACCUACUCGGAGGAGGCGGAGAGAAGGAAGGAGAACUGCAUUGGUCAAUCGUUAGGCCAAACCAAUAAGGAGAAUCUUCAAAAUGUAGACACGCUAAGUGAAGGAGACGUAGAAAGAAUAGAUAAAAUUCUUGCAGAGUUAAUCAGAGAGACAAAGCAGCGAAAUGGAGAGGGACACCUGCUAGAAUUGAUCGGAUUAAGAAGCAACGGAGAAAAUAUCACACAAGCCAGUCUUGUAUGCAUACGUACAUGCGAUAGUAUACUAAAAAAAAUGUGCAAAGAGGAAAAUAUUUUUAAAAUUGUUAACAUGGUAGAUACAGUUUCAAAUAACUUAUGCAAAUUAGGAGACGCGCUGGAACUGCUCAGGAAUCUACACACAAACCAAGGGGUAAUGGCCAGGGCACAUGAGGCCUUGGAGAAGCUAACCACCUACAUCGAUCUAAUUAAUAUUGACGAAAAAAUUUACCAUUUUUUAAAAACAAAAUAUGAACAGCAUGCACAUAGGUUAGAUCAGGAACACGCAGAAGUUCUGCUCAACAUGAUCGUCUCCAUGGAAAACCAAGGGGUCCACAUAAAGGAUAAGAAGCAAAGGAGAGAAUAUUUGGAACUGCAGGCACAAGAAAAAUAUAUUUCCUUUCAUGCUACAUCGAACGUGGCAAAUGAAUAUGAUGGGGUGUUCAUACAAAAGAGGAGACUCCUGCCUUUUAUCGAUGAGCAGGUGAUACAUAGUUACCAGGAAAAAAUAAAACCUUUUAUUGAAAAUGGAAAAGUAAAAAAAAAUAACACACGUGAAAGACUCGACCCAGCCGAGUGGGUAUUUCUCCUCCAGGACAGCUCCUUCAUCAUGACGGUGCUUGAAAAUGUCAAUGAUGAAGAGGUAGCAAGGAGCGCCCAUGCGCUACUGAAGAAGCCAAACCAGACAUUCCUAAAAAACAUACUGUUGCUGCAGUACUAUAGAAAUAUGCUAACCCAGUUUCGAAAUUUUAAAAACUUCAGUGAGUACUCUCUAAAAAAUUGCAUCCUAAACAGCCCCGACAAGGUGCACUAUUUUUUGAGGAAUUUUUUUAAUACUAUUUUGCCCCACUUUUUUGAAGAACUGAGGUUUGUGGAGAGGUACAUCGACGCGGUUUCAUCCAGAGCGCAGAAGACGAAGGCGAGGCGUUCCGACGGGGGUGCAGUGUGCGCUACGGUCGAAGACGCCCCAGAAAAGGUCUCAGAUAGUACCUUGGAACCCCCUACGCAGUGGUUCAACUCAGCUGAUAACCACCCCCGCAGCAGAGACGAAGGAGGGAAGCGCUCCAAGCUAACCCCGGAAAACGUGUUCUACUACAUGAACCAAAUACGGAAGGAGAAGCUCCAACAGAUCGAGGCAGAAAUGAAAAACCGAUUGACUCUGUAUCAGGUUAUUCGCUUUGUUGUGAACCUCUUGAAGGAUUCCUACGCCUUGGAGAUGGUGAACGUUGCACCGUUGCCGAACGAACUGUGGGACGAGCGCAUAUUAAAAUUUGAGAUAAGGGACGGGAGCUACAUCUACGGGUACUUAUAUAUGGAUCUGUUUGAGCGGGAAAACAAGAGCCAUUCAAUUGCCCAGUACACCGUUCGGUGCUCCAAAAAUAUGAACGCCUGCUUGAAGCACCAGUGGUUUGAGGAAGGCGCGCGGGAGUUUCCCUUCUUCUACGCGGGCAUCGUGCGGGGCGGCAUGGACAUCGGAACGGGCAGCGAAAUUAGCGGCGAAAUUAGCGGCGGAACUAACCACGGAACGCCCAACUGCACGUCAGCCGGGAGCCAACCUCACCAACAAACCUACCAACAAACCUACCGACAAACCACGUCGACCUUCCUUGUGUGCAACUUCAGUACAAAAUUGAGCGCCCCCGAAGGAGCAGCCUCCGUUAGUAACCCCCCUCAGGAUAACAUCUUCAUAAAUGAACAGAUAGCCAACUCACUAGGAAGAAUAAAAAUGUCCCUCGACAAGGUCAACAUGUUUCUUCACGAAUUUGGACAUACCCUCCACUGCAUACUGAGCUCCACAUAUCUGCAGCAUCUGUCUGGAAAUAGGGGUGGCGUAGAUUUCUCAGAAUUUUCGUCUCACUUUUUUGAGGAGUAUUUAAACAGUUACGAUGCGUUGUUGCGACUGUACGGAGGGAAUGGAGAAGAGACAAAGGAGAGCCGCGAAAAGAUGGAGAAGAGCAGCGAAAGGAUGGAGAAGAGCAGCGAAAGGAUGGAGAAGAUUGUAAAAAGUUAUUUGGAUAGCAAAAACAUUCUCUGUUAUUAUUCCAUCAUGCAAGUGACGAUUCAGUCCAUCAUUGACCAGAUUUUUUAUUGCCUAUCGGACAAAUCCAGUUGUAUUUCUGAGCGAAAUGAAUUAAUUGAGAAGAAAAUAAAUGAGUACUUCUCCGGGGUGUACUACAAGGACAUAUUUAUACUCGAGUUGUUUCCGCAGAUCCAUUUUUCCAAAACGACACACAUCGUCCAUUAUCCUGCCAAUUAUUUCUGUUACCUGUACUGCUCCGUGUUGUCCAAAUAUGUUUGGGAGCGGACGUUCAAGCGGGAUUUGAUGAAUAGGGGGAAGGCAGCCGAAAUUGUGAACUUUAUGCGCGGGGGCUCGGUCAACUCCAGCUUAAGAAACAUCAUUGCACUGGUGGAAGAUGACCUGGAGAAGGUUCAGUACUACACGGAAAAUCCGCAACAUUUGCCACUUGAAGAUUUUUUGGAGCAUUACUCGAGUGGAAACAAGAACGAGGACGAUAGGACUAUGAAGCUAAAGAUUGUUCACUCU
Messenger RNA from Plasmodium cynomolgi strain B, 3027 nucleotides. Its product is annotated as mitochondrial intermediate peptidase. The annotation marks the transcript as partial. Gene Ontology annotation, molecular function: metalloendopeptidase activity. NCBI's taxonomy places the organism in Eukaryota, Apicomplexa, Aconoidasida, Haemosporida, Plasmodiidae. Gene Ontology annotation, cellular component: mitochondrion. Gene Ontology annotation, biological process: proteolysis; peptide metabolic process. The transcript is spliced from 3 exons. The record is from RefSeq and is a predicted model, not a curated record.